Messenger RNA from Sus scrofa (pig), 723 nucleotides. RefSeq names its product spermatogenesis associated 19 (gene SPATA19). NCBI's taxonomy places the organism in Eukaryota, Metazoa, Chordata, Mammalia, Artiodactyla, Suidae. The record is from RefSeq and is marked provisional. Gene Ontology annotation, cellular component: sperm midpiece.
AAGGACCUCUGUUCCAGAGGAGUUCUGAGGCAGCUUCAAUGGAAGGAGGGAGCCACAAAGGAGGAUUGGCAUAAAUCCAAAGAUGAUCAUUACAACAUGGAUAGUGUACAUCCUUGCCCGGAAACAUACUGGGUUCCCCUUCCCACCGAAAGUCAGUUCAGAUGUGGAAGUUGUGGAGAGUGAGGCUGUGUCUGUAGUACAGCACUGGUUGAAAAAGACUGAAGAAGAGGCUUCCCAGGACAUAAAGGAGAAGAUGUCUGCCAGCUGUCCUCCCACACAUGGCCAAGAUGUACAUGUGACCAGAGAUGUGGUGAAGCACCGCCUCUCAAAGUCUGGUUUGUUAACAAACCAGAGUCAAGAGGUCCUGGAAGAAAGAACAAGAAUCCAGUUCAUAAGAUGGAGCCACACCCGUAUCUUCCAAGUGCCGAGCGAGGUGAGAAAUGAAGUCAUGCGAGAUAGGAUAGAGCAAGUGAGACGAAGCAUGUGCCAUCUUACAGAUGAGUCAUCUCAGGAGCUUCGUGACAGAAAUUCCUGCAAAGACUGCUGAGAGCAGCAGGGUCAAGGAGCAACCUGUGUCAGAGGAUGUCCAUUUCCCCCCUUGACCUGAGGAGUGACCACACCUGAGCAGAGAGAAUCCAGCAGGUGAACCCUUCCUUGUGACAGUGGCAGCACUGGAAUCUUCUUGCUGAAUUGCUGAUAAAGAGACGCACUAUUUAACCACCA